Trichophyton verrucosum HKI 0517 is the source of this 1047-nucleotide messenger RNA. RefSeq lists its product as uncharacterized. The record is from RefSeq and is a predicted model, not a curated record. NCBI's taxonomy places the organism in Eukaryota, Fungi, Ascomycota, Eurotiomycetes, Onygenales, Arthrodermataceae. Bases 1 to 1047 code for a protein of 348 amino acids. The transcript is spliced from 3 exons.
AUGCCUGAUGAUACCCAGCCUGACGAUGGCCAGGACAGGCCUGAAGGAUUCCUACACCAUGGACUGAUCCUUCAGAGUACUCAGAGCGACCCAGACCACAAUACCACGGAUGCAUCUGAAGCCCCAAGUUGCCGAUUUCCUCUCGAUGAUGACAGUUCAGAUGCGUUAACCCUGCCGGAUGGUCGGAAACUUGGUUAUGCGCAGUAUGGAUUGUUGACGGGGAAGCCUAUCUUUUAUCUACAUGGCCUGCCGGGAGCUCGCACUGAAGCUGCAUGCUUUGAAGAUCUUGCCCGGGAGCUGGGAGCCCGUAUAAUUGCUACUGAUCGGCCUGGGAUUGGCUGGAGCUCACCUCAUGCAGGUCGGUCGCUUCUCGACCACCCAAAGGACCUGGAAGAGCUUGCAAACCAUCUCAAGCUAGAUAAAUAUGGAGUACUAGGAAUUUCUGGAGGCGGGCCAUAUGCACUCGCUUGUGCUGCAUCGCUACCGCCAGAAAAACUUAAAGCAGUCUCUAUCAUCUGUGGCCUUGGCCCUCCAGACAUCGGUAUGAAGGGCGCAUGCUGGGCUAACUGGCUAGGAUUCACUCUCGGAUACCGCUACUUUCCCAUGGCUACUGGAUGGUAUCUCAAACGCCAGCUGGCAGCAAACCUAGACCUAAGUGAUGAGAAACGAUACCAGAAACUACGAAAGGAGGUGUUGAAGUCCAAGUCCAUGCCUGAAAAGGACCGUGAGAUCAUGAAGGACGAAAGUACUCUGAGGUUAUUCCUACGGACAAGUCGGCAAAGCUUUUCCCAAGGCAGUGACGCAGCAGUACAGGAUGGCAGGCUGAUGUGCAUGGACUUUGGCUUUCGAGUGGAAGAUAUACGUCCAGACUUGCCUGUGCAGCUUUGGUAUGGGAAACAGGACGUUGCUGUUCCACUUAACCAUGGGGUGCAGAUAGCUGCAAGGCUCGGCGGCCAAGCAGCUUUAAGGGUCGUGGAUGAGACGCAUUUGAGCAUAUGGGCGAAUUACGGUGAGGAGGCAUUGAGGGAGCUUGUGAGGAGUAUUUGA